Molecule: messenger RNA, 213 nt
Organism: Linum trigynum
Lineage: Eukaryota; Viridiplantae; Streptophyta; Magnoliopsida; Malpighiales; Linaceae
Source: the annotation of a GenBank genome assembly
AUGCUUAUGUCGGGUUUCAUUCAAGUUGGAUAUUAUUAUUUCUUCUCCAAGCAAGUGAUCAGAAGUGUAGUUUAUGGUGAUUUGGUGGUGAGAACUACUACAUCACCUUCGACGCUACUGACCUGCUAUCGUCUGAUCCUAAUCGUGCUAAGAGAACUUAUCAAGCUGAGGUUUACCGGAACAUCAGUGGCGUUCUGUCAAAAAAAAUUAUAA